This is a messenger RNA of Diabrotica balteata, 1815 nucleotides long. The record is from the annotation of a GenBank genome assembly. NCBI's taxonomy places the organism in Eukaryota, Metazoa, Arthropoda, Insecta, Coleoptera, Chrysomelidae.
GGGAAUUCCUAGAACAAAGAUUAAUUUUUAAUUUCUAUUAAUUAUAAUCAUUGAUUAGAUCCCUUUCUAAAACAUGAAUUUUAAAGUGAUAACAAAAUUUCAAAAUCAAUCGUUUUUACGCUGUUAUCUUAUCACUCUACUUAUGAACUUUUCUAACCUUAAACGACAGUUUCAGAUUUAAAUAUAUUAUUUAAUGAAUUUUUAUGAAUACUCUGCUGGUGUUAUAAUUUACGCACUAAAAUGGAGAAUCAAUCAGAUUCUUCAACGGUUUUAAAAACUAGUGGAAAGCAACACGUUAAAGAUGGAAUAAUUGAUUUUACAGGGGGGUCAUUGGGUGGUGUCGCAUUAGUAUAUGUUGGACAACCUUUAGACACAGUUAAAGUAAAAAUGCAGACAUUUCCAACUUUAUACAAAAAUAUGUUCAAUUGUUUUGCAACCACUUUAAAAACAGAUGGUGUUAGAAGGGGAUUAUAUGCAGGAACAGUACCAGCAUUAGCUACAAAUGUUGCAGAAAACGCUGUUUUAUUUUUUGCUUAUGGUUUUUGCCAAAAAUUCAUGCAACAUAUCACAGGAGCUCAAUCUAUAGAUGAAUUAAGUACUGUCACCAAUGCAACAGCUGGAUUUUUAGCAGCCUUUUUUUCUUCAGUAGCUAUUUGUCCUACAGAAUUAGUCAAAUGUAGACUGCAAGCCAUGCACGAAGUCAACAAACAGCAGGCUCAAUUAGGAAAACCUGUCAAAAGUGUAGGACCUUUACAAUUGACUGCAGAAGUUAUAAGAACUGAAGGAGUUAAAGGCAUGUUUCGUGGGUUAGUGCCCACUAUUGUGAGAGAGAUGCCUGGAUAUUUCUUCUUCUUUGGUGCAUAUGAAGGUACUAGAGAACUAUUAAGGAAACCAGACCAGAAAAAGGAGGACAUAGGUCUGGUAAAAACAAUGAUAGCAGGUGGAAUGGGUGGGGGAAUUUUUUGGACUGCUCUCUUUCCAGCUGAUGUCGCUAAGUCACGUAUCCAAGUCAACAAUCUGAAUGAAAAUAUGAUGAAGUUAAUAUAUAAGAUAGCAAGACAUGAAGGCAUAGGUGCUUUGUAUAAUGGUUUGCUGCCAACUGUUAUUAGAGCUGUUCCAGCUACAGCUGUCAUGUUUCUUACUAUAGAAUACAGUAAAAAAUGGAUGCAUCAUAUUUCAAGGGAUUUAUAGAGAUAUGUAGGGGAUUUAGGAGAAUUUAAUUGAUAAUUGGAUUUUUCAAAAGUGAAAUACCAGGAUUCUUUUUCAUCUAGUAUUAACUAGAUGUUAAAAUUAGUGUUUUAUUUAAAAAAAGGCAUUUAUUUCUCAGGGUAGACUUCCUUAGUUUGUCCAGGUAUUUUUGAUAAUUGGGUUUUGUUUCUAAAGUGCCAUACUAGGUAUUAUUCAAUUAGUGAAUGUUAUUAAGUCUUAAUUUGUCCCAAUAUGUUUUUGGAUUAUCAGUUUGAGAUACUCGAGUAGAUGAAAGUCAGAGGUAGCCAAAUCUGGUCAAUAGGGAGUGUUUUGUGGAAUUGUUUUGAAAAUUGCAUAAAUGUAUAGGAAAUAAUCGAACUAAGGACAGGAUCAGUUGUGUUGAGUGACCAGCUCUUUUCUGGUUCUUAGAUUUUCGAUAAUGGUUGCUUUAGAUAUAUAUUUUUUUUAUUAAUACUUAUAAGUUAGGAACAACUGAGAAGUUUUUUUUUGAAUAUUUUGACACUUUUAGAGAAAAUGAAUGUAUUUCUUCUGUAUUAGUUGAUUUAAAAGCCUAGAAUGUUCCUUGACUGUUUAUCAAUUACUAAUAAAUAUUACUACCAAGUUACC